AUGUCUGCUGAAGCACGUCAUGAAUUUAAUGCUAAAAGAGCACUUUCUUUAAAAAUGGCAAGACUGAGGGAUGAAGAAUUGUGUCGUUUGGGUGAUGAUAUGAAUACAAAAGGACAAGAACCAGAGGAUAGUCUUCGCACUGCUAUUGAACAAGCCAGAUUGCGUAGAGCCAAGAGAGCAGAAGCUGCUCGCGUUAAAUAUCAAAUGACAAGUGAACAGAGGAAAGCACAUAAUGCAAUGCGUGAUGCUCAGAGAAGGCAAAGAAAGCGUGAAUUGGAGGAUACUGUGACUGUUGUGAAACAAUGA
Meloidogyne enterolobii is the source of this 306-nucleotide messenger RNA. The record is from the annotation of a GenBank genome assembly. Lineage: Eukaryota; Metazoa; Nematoda; Chromadorea; Rhabditida; Meloidogynidae.